UCCGGAUGAUUGGAACAGCUAUGUUACAUACUUAGAAUCUUAUUUACACCUACUUUCUGAGUCUGAUAAGAAUGAGAAUGGUAGCAGUUCAGAUUCUGUCAAUUUGGACGAAGCUCGCGAGUUUUUGUAUUCAUUACAAAAAAGUGUGAUAGAGAGUUCUGAUAUCAAACGGGGUCCUUUCCUUGCUGAGCUUAAAUUGGAGAAGAGCGUAGUCGAAAAAUUAAAAGAUUGUAAACCGGCAAAAGAAAUCGAUACUCUUAUUGUCGAUUAUUUUCUCAGGUUUGGAUCCAAAGCUUGUUGCUUCGAAGAUUUGCAACCUUAUUUGAAGGAAAUUCAUAUAGAUUCUGCUAAAAAAAUAAUUGAGAAAUUUAAAGCCACAAUUGAUGAGUCUGGUGAUGACGAUAAGUCCAAGAUUCAAAACGUCAAAAAGAAUGUAAAUAUUCAUAAGUUUGAGAGAUAUCUAAAUUUACUUGUAGAAUAUAACGAGGUCGAAUCAACACAAUAUGUUAAUAAAUUAUGGCGUUCAUAUAAAGGCUCGCUUCAAUAUGGAACCAAGUUGCUAGAAGCAGAAAAUCAACACGGCGAUGACUUUAUCUUAUUAUGUUCACAUGUUUUAAUUGAUUUAUAUAAAAAAUCUGGCAAGAGCAGUUAUAUCUUUCAAGCAAUUUUCCUCUUAGAAGCUGCAAUGAAAAAAAGCAAUUAUAACUUCCAGUUUAAAUUAAUUUUGAUAAGAUUGUAUCAGACGAUCGGCGUCUUCGACAGGCCAUCAGAGCUAUACAAAUCAAUGGAUAUUAAACAUAUUCAACUGGAUACUAUGAGUCAUUACAUAGUUUCACGGUCUUUUUCAUCAGGAUUCUUUGAUGAAUCUACUCAAGCUUGUUACGAUACAACACCUAUUUAUCGUAGUAAUGAACUUGAGACACCUGAGAUGAUAGUACAAGCAUUCAAAUUUACAACAUUUUCCAAAAUUCAAGAAUUCGUUGCACUUCGGAAAGAACUUGAGAACUCUUUACAGAAGGCUCUCGUUGAUCGAGAAAUGGUACGACUAGAAAUUUUAAUUGCUUCAAAAACCAAUAAACAAGUAAUAGAAUAUUUCCAAGACUUGGAUGUUUCUGAUUUUUCAUAUGAUGAUGGUUUUUGUACAAAUCUUCGAGAUAACAGAGAUUUUGUUUCCAUGCCAAAUUAUAAUCCUGAUAGUAAGCCAACCAUGGAAGAGAUUACUAGAGUAUCACCAAAACUUGACAAACUAUGGCUUAAACUCUUCUCAAUUAUUCCACGUAUUUUAAAAUGUAUACAUGUUGAACAGAAUGCUGAUAAUGUCAAACAGCUAGUUGAAGAAUUGGAAAAAGUAUUAACUGAGGAAAUCAAUGGCGAUCAUAAUAUAAUGGAGCAAGAAAUGCAACUUGGUAAUGUAAUCGUUAAACUUGGUCGCCUUUUCAUAACUGUAAAAGAAAUUCAAAAUGGGCAAAAAGAACUAGUCAGUGCAAUAAAAGCUUCGGAACCCGUCGACAAUUCUCAUAUAAAAGUAUAUGAUAUCAAAUGGUUGUUGUUUCAUCAGCUGACUUCUUUCUUAGAGACAUGCAAUUAUUCUCUGAUCGGAAUUGGGGCUUUAAACGAAACAAUAAAUGUUAAAAAUAAGAAAUCGGGUCUGAGAGCGUUGGCUCAAAAACUACAAAAUAUGUCAUUGACAAUAAAGAAUCACCUUAUAUAUUUAAAAAAACAAUUAAUCUGCUUAAAGGAACUUUUUAAAAAUGAAGAAGACUGUGAUAAAAUCUUGCUUUACAUUAAAUCUGAACCACAUGUCGAGUUUUGCGAUGAGGAGGAAAAUGUGCCAUUUAUUAAAGAAAUUUUAGAGAAGGUUAAAACGAAUUGGAAAGACAACUUUCAUAAUAUGAUUAAAGAAAUAGAGA
Molecule: messenger RNA, 1910 nt
Organism: Dentiscutata heterogama
Lineage: Eukaryota; Fungi; Glomeromycota; Glomeromycetes; Diversisporales; Gigasporaceae
Source: the annotation of a GenBank genome assembly